Molecule: messenger RNA, 8174 nt
Organism: Gadus chalcogrammus (walleye pollock)
Lineage: Eukaryota; Metazoa; Chordata; Actinopteri; Gadiformes; Gadidae
Product: desmoplakin-A-like
Exons: 20
Coding region: 17-7624 (2535 amino acids)
Biological process (GO): intermediate filament cytoskeleton organization; cell-cell adhesion; wound healing
Cellular component (GO): intermediate filament; plasma membrane; cytoplasm
Molecular function (GO): structural molecule activity
Source: RefSeq, a predicted model, not a curated record
UAUCUUUUCCUUAUGGAUGUUAUUUAUUUGCCACGAUAGUAAGCCUUGUUCCUCCGUGUUGCAGCGUCUGAUUGAGACCGCGCCGUGGGGGGAUGAUGCUGAGGCCCUGGAUCAACAGACCAUCAGCCAUAACAAAUUCCACAACUCCAUACAGAGGAGUGUGGAGGUGGACCGGGCCAGGGACGAGCUGAACAUGAGCCGUGACAAGCCCAGACUCAACACACUGGAACAGGAGUGGUCCAGUCUGCAGAAAAUGUCGGACAAACGGUUCUCGGAGCUCCGCGAGCUGCAGGGAAUCAUCGAGGAGAUCUCCCAGGCCAUCAUGUGGGUGAACGAGAGGGAGGAGGAGGAGCUGGUCUUCGACUGGGGAGACAAGAACAUCGAGCAGUACAUCCCCAGGAAGCAGGAGGGCUACUCAAAGAUGAUGAGUGCUCUGGAGGAGAAGGAGAAGGAGCUGAACAAACUCAAAACCAAGGUGGACGGUCUGCUCAACAAAAACCACCCCGCCUCCGACAAGAUCGAGGCUUACAUGGACACCUUGCAGACCCAGUGGAGCUGGCUGCUUCAGAUCACCAAGUGCAUUCAUGUCCACUUGAAGGAGAACGCCGCCUACCAUCAGUUUUUCAAGGAAGCCAACGAGACCUAUGGCAAACUGCAGAAACAACACGAACAUGUCCGGAACAAGUUCACAUGCGACAAGACGACCUCGCUGGAAUCGCUCCUGGAUCUCCUGAAAGACCUGGAGAAAGAGAAGGAGAAGAUCAUGGAGAACAAGAGGCAGGUCCAGAGUCUGGUGACCAAGUCCAAGAGCAUUGUGAGGCUGAGGCCUCGUAACCCUGAAGAGAGGAGCUCCAGCACGGUGAUGGUCCAGGCCCUGUGCGACUUCAAACAAGACCAGAAGAGCAUUCUGAAGGGCAACGAGGGCAUCCUGAAGGACAACUCCCAGCGCAGCAAGUGGCAGGUGACAGGCCCAGGGGGGCUGGACAUGCUGAUCCCCUCGGUGUGUCUGCUCAUCCCCCCUCCCAACCCCCUGAGCAUCGGGCUGGCAAACAAGAAUGAGCAGUAUUACGAAGCCAUCAUGGGCAUCUGGAACCAGCUCUACAUCAACAUCAAGAGUCUGAUCGCAUGGCAGUACUGUAGCAAAGACAUCAACUACAUCAACUCCCUCACUCUCACUAUGCUGUCCAAGAUGCGUCCCGAUGAGUACCGGACCGUGAUCAAGCGCCUGGAGACCCACUACCAGGAGUUCCUGCGCACCAGCCAGGGCUCCGAGCUGUUUGGCGAGGAGGAACAGAAGAACAUCAAGGGCCAGUUCGCCUUCGCCCAGAACCACUACGACGGCCUCAUCGUCCAGCUGCCCACCUACACCCCGGCUCCAGUCGUCCCCGUGGUGAAGCCCACCGUACCGGAGACGGUCAAGGUCGUGAAGGUGCCCAAGGUCACCGCCCCGCCUCCCGCCCCAGCCCCCAGCACCCUGAGCCUCAGCCUGCUCAACGACCUGGACGCCCUUCGCCGGAGGCUGGAGGUCACCGAGAGCAGCCUCACCUACCACCUCCACCUGCCCCUGGGAGAGAACGGCGUCCGCGAGUGCUCCCUGCACCUCCAGAAGCUGCAGGUGGUGAGCAAGGACCUGGACGCCCUCCACGACGAGUACAUCCGUCUGAGGGAGAGGAUCCUGAAGCAGCUGGAUGGGAUCCCUGCCGACUCAGAGCAGGCCAAGUACCUACGCUCUCAGCUGGACUACAUCAACCUGAGGAUCGGAGACCUGCAAGGCCUGAACAACUCUUACUUCAACAGGCUGUCCUGCCUGAAAGGCGUGCUGCAGAACAUGAACCAGGUCCAAGAUGUGGUGCAGGUGAACGAGGUGCUGCUGACGGAGAAGGACACCACCUCCCUUGACACCCGCGAGGUGGACGAGUACCGAUCCACCCUUAGGCAAAUGAGGCUGGAGCUGGACCAGAAGAGAGACCUUCUUUCUGCCAUGGACUCUGAACUGGCCUCCGCAGUGCAGUACAACAGCCAGAUCUCAAGGAACUUCCACAAGUGUGACGUGGAUCUGACCAAGUACGCUGAGCAGGUGGGCCAGCUUAACGACCGCUGGAGCCGUAUCCGGUCUCAGAUUGACAGCAGAUUGUGGGACCUGGAGAAGCAGGACAAGGAGCUCAGAGAUUACCAUAAGAGCAGCGGUAACCUGGAGACAUGGAUAGACAAUACCCGGAUACGGCAGGACAGCCUGCAGGCGGUCAAGUUCACCGACAUCCCGGCUCUGAUGGAUCACCUCAACCAGCAGAAGGUGCUAUAUAAUGAAAUCAAAGGAAAGCAUGAGAAAGUGGAAGAUGUUCAGAAGGACGCAGAGAUCUGUGCUUCUUCCAUUAAGGACUAUGAGCUACAGCUGGCCUCAUACAGUGCAGGUCUGGAGACUUUGCUCAACGUUCCCAUCAAGAGAACAAUGUUGAAGAGCCCUGCCUCUACGGUCAGGCAAGAGGCGACAGUGCUUCACUCGAGCUACGUGGAACUCCUGACCCGCUCCGGUGACUACCAUAAGUUUCUAGGAGAGAUGCUCAAGAGUAUGGAAGAGCUGAAGAUGAGGAACACCAGGAUUGAGCUCCUGGAGGAAGAACUGAGACGUCUGAAGGAGUCCUUCCAGGACCGCAACCACAAGAACCAGUCUCUGGAGGACGCACUGGCCCGCUAUAAGCUGGAGCUCAGUCAGUCCAAGGAGAAACUCAUCUCUCUGGAAGAGGUGAAGAUGACCUCAGUGAACCAGGUCAACGCCACCAGGGAGAGUCUGGAAGGCACCCAAAACCAGCUAAAGGAUCUCAAUGACAAGCUGUCCCGGCUCCAGUACCAGCUGGACGAAGAGGUGCGCAAGAGGAGGCUUGCCGAAGAACGUUACACCAGUCAGCAGGAGGAGUAUGAGUCCGCCGUGCGCCGCAGGCAGAAGGAGCUAGAGGAGGUGAACUGGUCGAAGAUUGACCUUGAGAAGUUGGUGAAAGACAAGGAACGUGAACUAGAAAGGCUGAAGAUACAGCUGGAGGAGGAGGCGGCGCGCCGCCGCGGGGCAGAGUCGGAGAUGUCAAAGGUAAGAACACAGCACAAGCAGGAGGUUAGUCAACUCAGACAGACCUUCGAGACGGAGAUCCACGUCACCAAGACGUCCGUGCAGCUGUCCUCGCAGCAAAAGGAGGAAGACGCCACUGAGGCCCGACUGAUAUGUGACCGACUCACGGACGAGAAGAGGGACCUAGAGGAGGAGCUGAGGAGACUCAGGCUGUCCAUAGCCCAGAGAGAUGAGCAGAAGGGCAAGGCAGAACAGGAAGUCCUCCAGCAGAGGGAAAGGAUGACCGAGGAGGUUAGGAGGCGUAGCGAGAUAGAGGUGCAGCUGAGGACCCUGGUCCAGAGGAGUGGAGAGGACGACCUCAGGCUACAGGAGGCACAUAGCAGCAAUCAGGAGUUGACCAGAAAGAUCAGUCUCCUCAAGCAGAGCCUGCAGGAGGAAGAGAGGAAGAGGAGAGGCUUUGAGAUGGAGAUCAGUCAGUUGAGGGAGGUCCAGACAGAACUUCAGAUGAAGAACAAGGCGCAUAUCGACGCAAUGAACAAGCUCCAGGCUUCGGAGCAGGAGAGAUCUGUCAUCCACCUGCAGCUGGAGAAAACGACCAGUUCAAAAACUCAAGCGGAGCAGAGUGCAGCCAGGCUGCAGAGCCAUACCCAGGAAUUGCAGUGCGCACUGGACAACAUGGAGUCCCAGCUGCAGAAGCAGAAGAUGGCUUACCAGGAGGAGUUCACCUGCAGAAAGAGGCUUGACGCCGAGCUCGAGAGGACGAAGAACUCCUGCCGAGAGCACACCACAACCAUUGCCAGCCUGCGGAGCAUUCAGGAGGAAGCGUCCAAUUGUGAGAGAAAAUAUAGCAUGGACGUCAAGACCCUGCAGGAGGCCCUAGAUAAGAGCGUCCGGGAUUUGAGGCUCACCACCGACAAACUUAACCAGAUGGCGGAAGAGCUAAAGCAAGUGAAGAAGCAGCUGCUGGAGGAACAGAGCCGUUACCGUGAGCUCAACCAGAGGAGUGAGAGCCUGUAUAAGACCAUUGAGGAGAAGACCCGCCUGCUGAAUGAAAGCACGAAGGAGGUCAAUAGGCUGCAGAGCCAGACCCAGAGCAUCACCAAAGAGAGGCUGAGAUUGGAAGAGGAGCUGAGAACCACGAAGCAGGACAGAGAUGACCUGAGGGCAAACACAGAGAGUGUAGACGAAGAGGGUCGCAACCAGAUCAGAGCUUUACAUUUACAGCUCCAGAGCAGCAGCAAGAGAACCAUGGAACUAGAGGCUUUCAUCAAUGACCUGACCAAGGAGAGAGAAAAGCUUAAGUUGGAAAUAGACAAAAUCCAAAAGCAAUCCAUUGAGACAUCAAUGAUGAUUCACGAAUCCAAAAGCUCCUUCACUGAGCUGAAGCAAGAGAGGGAGGGUCUGCUGAGCAAGAUGAAAAUGAUGGAGCAAGACAAAAUACGCCAGCAGCGCAUUGAGGAGGAGCUCACCCGCAUUAAACUCUCACUGGAGACGGAGCUCCGCAACAAGCAGCGCCUGACAGAGGAAAACACUUCUGUGCGCAAAGAUCUGGCCUAUUUCAAGAGCCAGUUUGAGCUGAGGGACAGCGAGAAGAGGCAGGGAGACUCUGACCGGGACAGGGCUGAUCGAGAAAGGGCUUCCAUGAAGAGCGAGGUGGAGAGGCUGACGAGGGAGCUGAGGACCCUUGAGGAGACAUACAAGAGUCAGCGGCUGAUCUCUGAAAAGGAGUCCAGGGAGAUGACUUUGAGGAGACAGACACUGGAGAAAGAGAUACUGAUGUUGCAACAGAGACCCUCCUCGCUAAGCAGACAGACCCAGACAUCCGAGAAGGUUUCAACAAUAGAUCCAUCCAAGUUGUUGUUUGACGGAGUGCGCCGCAAAGUUACAGCCCACCAGCUCUGCGACUGCGGUAUAAUCAGCAAAUCAACGCUAGAAAUGCUUCUCAGUGGCAGGAAGACAGUAGAAGAGGUUGCUGUGGACAUCCAGAUAAGUCUGAAGGGUACUGGUAUAAUUGCUGGCAUGACAAGAGGUGCCCAGGGCAAAAUGCCCUUCACAGAAGCCAAAACCAAAGGUCAACUCAGCCGAGAGUGUGCCCUAAUGCUAUUGGAGUCCCAAGCUGCAACUGGCUAUAUCGUGGACCCAGCAUUCAACGAAAAGAUGCCUGUGGAUACUGCUUGCACCAGAGGACUUGUAGAUGCAGAAGAUAGAGAUGUUUUGCUGACAGCUGAAGCAGCCAGCACAGGAUUCAAAGAUCCAUUCAGUGGCAAGUUGCUGUCUGUUGGUCAGGUUCUAAAACAGGGUCGCAUUGACAAGCCGACUGCAAUUCGUUUGCUUCAAGCUCAGGAGUCUGUUGGUGGUAUCAUUGACCCAGUACUUGGCGUGUUCCUGCCUAAAGAUCUGGCUUUGGACCGCAACCUUAUUGACGAGGACCUCUACGUGACUCUGAACAAGAAGCCUGACUGUUACCUGGAUCCAACUUCAGGGAAAAAGAUAAACUAUAGUGAUUUGAAGUUGAAGUGUAAAAUCGAUUCUGUCUCUGGCCUUCUUCUACUCCCUGGCGAAAAAGAAAAAUGCAUGACUGUGAAGGGGAUUCGUAGUGAAGUUCCCAUGACAGAGUUGGUUGCCUCUAACCUUCUGAGUAAGGCUGACCUGGAGAAAGUUUACCAGGGCACCCUCACUAGCCAAGAUAUUGAAGACAGGCUGAAGAACUACCUUUACGGCUCUUCCUGCAUUGCUGGUAUCUAUGACGAGGCCAAAGACAGAACCAUGUCCUUCUACAUGGCCAUGAAAGAAGGCUUGAUCAUGAGAGGGACUACCCUCGAGCUUCUUGAGGCCCAGGCUGCCUCUGGUUUCAUGAUUGAUCCGGUCAACAAUGUUUUCCUGACGGUGGAGGAGGCAGUUAAGAGAGGUGUGGUUGGGAACGAGUUCAAAAAGAAGCUGAUAUCUGCAGAGAAGGCUGUCGUUGGAUACACAGAUCCAGAAACCGGGAAUACAAUCUCCCUUUUCCAGGCCAUUGACAAAGAUCUAAUUGAAAAGGGCCAUGGAAUUCGUCUGCUGGAGGCACAAAUUGCAAGUGGUGGGAUUAUUGACCCGAAAGAGAGCCAUCGUAUUGAUGUUGAUGUGGCCUACAGAAGGGGCUACUUCAACGAAGAGAUGAAUGAGAUCUUAACCUAUGAAGGAGACGACACAAAAGGCUUCUUUGACCCAAACACCAAGGAUAACUUGACGUAUCUUCAGCUAAAGGAAAGGUGCAUCAAAGAUCCCAAAACAGGUCUAGUGCUCCUGGCACUGAGAGACAAGAGCAAAAAGACCAAGGAUUUUACCGAGAGCCGCAAAAACGUGCUCCGGAAGAGAAGGGUGGUGAUUGUGGACCCUGACACAGGGUUGGAGAUGUCCGUGAGGGAGGCCUUCCACCGGGAGCUCAUUGACUACGACACCUUCCUUGACCUGUCAGAACAGGAGUGCGAGUGGGAGGAGAUCACGGUCAAGGGAGAAGAUGGAUCCGUCCGCGUGUUGCUGGUGGAUAAGAAAACAGGAACUCAGUACGACAUCAAUGAGUACCUGGAACGUGGCGCAAUCGAUCAAGCCUCCUUGGACAGGUACCGCAGUGGAAACAUCACUCUAACCGAGUUUGCUGACCUCAUAACUCAAAAAAGCAGCAGUAGAGAGAUGAACAUUACAGCCAGCACGGCUGAUGAUGUGGCCACCUGUACCAGCCCCACCCAGGCCCGGCCGUCCUCCCCAACAGUCCGCAAGCGCUUCAAUAGCAUCUCCAUCACCCUCUCUCCCGCUGAGAUGUUCGAUGACCUAAGCCCCGUGGGAGCAAUAUUUGACACAGAGACCCUGGAAAAGAUCACCAUUUCGGAGGCCUGCAGAAGAGGCAUAGUCGACACCAUUACUGCACAGAGGUUGCUGGAGGCUCAGGCCAGCACAGGGGGAAUUAUCAACCCUUCUACUGGCCAGCGGCUUUCUCUCCAGGAUGCGGUCCAUCAGACAAUCAUUGAUGAAGAUAUGGCUCCUAAGCUGAAAGCCUCCCAGAAGGCCUUCACCGGCUUUGAGGACGUGAAGAGCAAAAGGAGGAUGUCAGCUGCCGAGGCGAUGAAGGAGAAAUGGCUGCCUUACGAAGCUGGCCAAAGAUUUCUAGAGUUCCAGUACCUGACAGGUGGCCUGCUGGAGCCUGGCUCCGGGCGGCGUAUCUCUAUGGAAGAGGCCAUCCGCAGGAAGUGGCUGGACGGCCGAGAAGCCCAGAAGCUCCAGGAUACACAAAACCACCAGAAGAACCUGACCUGUCCCAAAACCAAGCUGAAGAUCUCCUACAAGCAGGCUAUGGACGGCUGCAUGGUGGAAGAGAGCAACGGCAUGAAGAUGCUCCAAGCCACCUCCAUAUCCUCCAAGGGGAUCAGUAGCCCGUACAACGUGUCCAACCCGGGCUCCCGCUCUGGGUCCAGGCAGGGCUCCCGGGCCGGCUCCCGUAGGGGCAGUGUGGAUUACUCAUCGUCGUACUCCUUGAGUGUCUCUUCUUCUUCUGUCAAUAAAUCCUUCAGCAAUAGCUCUCUCUCUUAAUAUGCAAAAUCUGACUUCGGAGAUGGCGAGAAGUCAUUGAAUAGAUUGUUUUAUGUAGUUGCAAUAUCAUUUGAGUAGAUUUCCAGAUUUUCAAAUGUGCUUUUUGCUACAUAGUGUUACAAUUAAAGUUGGGCAAUCUUUUUAUCUUUUUUUUUUUUUUUCUAUGUUAUAUUUUAACCAAUCUUAUAAUCCUGAAUCAAUCCUUCAGUUUUCUUUAAAGUUGGGUUUCUAUGUUUGUUUGGUGUUAAAAUAUUAGGGAAUAUAUAUUCAUGCUAUUGUAAUGGACAAAUGUUUUUGUAUGUAAUGUAGGACCGAUUUUUUAACCUAGCCUUUUGUUAUUUUUAUGCCAAUCUUUAAACUGCCAGCUAUCUAACAUUAAUAAUUGGUUAAACACAUUGAGUCUACUUAGAUGCUACUUUUGAUACUACUCAUAACUGUUAAAGUUUAUCCUAUACUUAAAAUGUAUGAAAAAUAAAAAGUUAUUGUAAGAACAUUAAAAGAAUGCACCAAACCUUUGCAUAAUGAAAAAUAAAGAUUUCUUAACAUAAUU